UUUUUUCUCGUACAAAGGAACUUAUUUUUAAUAAUUUUUUUUCCAAAUUUAAGGUUGACUUCUCUGUCCGAUUACAAUCAAAAUCUAACAAUUGUGUUGCACUAAAUAUUAAGAUAUCAGCCUUUCUCUUUUCUGAUGGAGAACCAGUUGAGUCUAUACACGAUUUUUAUGUUUCUUGUUUAACACCUUUUACUGGAGACGUUUCAAUUUAUUCUGAAAAUGUUUGUAGAAUUUUAAAAAUAUUUUAAAAUUUAAAAAUUAAGGGAGAAAUACCUCAAUAUUUUAUUUGUGGACAACGUUAUAGACUGUCUCUUUUAAUAGAUCAUUUGGAUGGACGAUAAUUUAACAAAAAUAUGUGAAUAUCCUCCAUUCUCUCAAAUAUUCAAUGAACAAUAUAAAAAAUUGGGAAUUAUAUCAGAUGAAAAAAAUAAUUCCAAUUUAUUUAAAAAUGAUGUUUAUGUUGAAAUAUUACCUGAAAUUAUUGGAGAAGAUUCAAAACAAUCUUCUAUUGGGGAAGUUAUUGUAGAAUGGAGAAGGUGGGAAGGGGGUUAA
This is a messenger RNA of Meloidogyne enterolobii, 552 nucleotides long. Lineage: Eukaryota; Metazoa; Nematoda; Chromadorea; Rhabditida; Meloidogynidae. The record is from the annotation of a GenBank genome assembly.